CCAUGGCCCGGCCGGGGCCGUCCUGGAGCCGGCUGGAGCGGCAGCAGGAGCGCGACGUGCGCGAGCUCGUGCGACAUGUCACCGGCCUGCAGGACGAGGCGGACCCCAACUUCCAGCUCGCGCUGAACUUCGCCUGGUCCAACUUCAGGUUUCAUCGUUUCUUGGAUGUCAAUAGCCACAAGAUAGAAAAGACAAUAGAAGGAAUUCAUGAGAAAUUCAUAAUUCAUUCUGAUCUCAGCAAGGCGGCUAGCUGGAAGAGAUUAACUGAGGAAUUUCUAAAUUCAUCACUUCCCAACAUAAGCGAAACAAAGACAGAUGCGCAUUAUUCCCUUCUCUCACUCCUUCUGUGUCUGUCUGAUUCCCCUUCAAACAGCAAUUAUGUGGAAACACCAAGAGAUAAAGAAGUGGAAAAGAAAGAUGAUUUUGACUGGGGAAAAUACUUAAUGGAAGGUGAAGAAAUUGACCUUGGUCCGAACGAGGAUACACCAAAUUGGUCUGAAGAUAGUGAAGAUGAAGAUGACCAACAGCCCUUAAGCAGAGAGGACUCUGGGAUUCAGGUGGACAGGACACCGUUAGAAGAACAAGAUCAAAACAGGAAACUGGGGUCUCGUGUCAGCUGGAAAGAAGAUGAACCAGAUGGCCGAAGCUGGCUGGAGCAGCAUGUGGUCCAUCAGUACUGGACAGCCAGGCCUUCACGGUUUCCUCAUAGUCUGCAUUUACACUCUAAUUUAGCUGCUGUCUGGGACCAACACUUGUAUAGCAGUGAUCCAUUGUAUAUUCCAGAUGACAGGGUUUUUGUUACAGAGACACAAGUUAUUCGAGAAACCCUAUGGUUACUUUCAGGGGUUAAAAAGCUCUUUAUAUUUCAGUUGAUAGAUGGAAAAGUAACUGUGAGAAACAAUAUUAUAGUAACUCAUUUGACACAAAGCUGUUUGCGAUCUGUACUGGAGCAAAUAGCAGCAUACGGCCAGGUUGUGUUUCGACUCCAGGAGUUCAUUGAUGAAGUCAUGGGACACAGUUCCGAGAGCAUCUUACCUGGGAAUGGGUCCAUUCCUAAGAAGUCGACAGAGGCACCCUUUAGAACCUACCAGGCUUUCAUGUGGGCACUGUAUAAAUACUUCAUUAGCUUCAAAGAGGAACUUGCAGAAAUUGAGAAGUGCAUCAUCAACAAUGACACUACAAUAACUCUUGCAAUAGUGGUGGACAAGUUGUCACCUCGAUUGGCUCAACUCAAGGUUCUACACAAAGUGUUUAGCACUGGAGUAGCUGAAGUUCCACCUGACACUCGAAAUGUUGUCCGGGCAUCUCACCUGCUCAACACGCUGUACAAGGCCAUUCUUGAAUAUGACAACGUUGGAGAAGCUUCUGAGCAAACGGUCUCACUCUUGUUCUCUCUCUGGGUGGAAACUGUGAGGCCCUACCUACAGACGGUAGAUGAGUGGAUCGUUCACGGGCACCUGUGGGAUGGCGCCAGAGAGUUCAUCAUCCAAAGAAACAAAAACGUUCCAGUAAAUCACAGAGAUUUCUGGUAUGCAACGUACACGCUAUAUAGCGUGUCAGAAAAGACAGAAAAUGAAGAGAAAAUGAGUGACAACGCCAGUGCCAGUUCCGGCAGCGAUCAGGGGCCGUCCAGCAGGCAGCACACCAUGGUGUCCUUCCUCAAGCCCGUGCUGAAGCAGAUCAUCAUGGCCGGCAAGUCCAUGCAGCUGCUGAAGAACCUGAGGUGCGUGCAGAGCGCCCCAGGCCAGGCAGCAGCCAGAGAUGCAGAAAGGAAAAGCUUGUACACCCUCUUCCUGGAGUCAGUGCAGUCACGCCUUCGGCACGGGGAAGAUUCCACUGCACAGGUCCUCACUGAGCAACAAGCGACCAAAGAGAAACUCAUUAAGAUGCAGUCCAUUGCGGAAAGGCAUCUUGAACUGGACGAUGCUCAUGAUCCACUCCUGGCCAUUAACUUUGCAAGGUUGUAUUUGGAGCAAAGCGACUUUCAUGAGAAGUUUUCUGGUGGUGACGUAUGUGUCGAUAGAUCAUCGGAAUCUGUGACCUGCCAGACCUUUGAGUUAACACUGAGAUCGUGCCUCUAUCCUCAUAUUGAUAAGCAAUAUCUAGACUGCUGUGGGACUCUCAUGCAAACUCUUAAAAAAGAUUACAGGUUGGUGGAAUACCUACAGGCUAUGAGAAAUUUUUUCUUAAUGGAAGGUGGAGAUACCAUGUAUGACUUUUACACGUCAAUUUUUGAUAAAAUACGAGAAAAGGAAACCUGGCAGAAUGUGUCUUUUCUUAAUGUUCAACUCCAGGAAGCAGUAGGACAACGUUAUCCUGAAGAUAGUUCACGUCUGUCUAUAUCUUUUGAAAACGUUGACACCACAAAGAAGAAGCUACCUGUUCAUAUCUUAGAUGGUUUGACCCUGAGCUACAAGGUUCCUUGGCCUGUGGACAUUGUUAUAAGUUUGGAAUGUCAAAAAAUUUAUAAUCAGGUGUUCCUGCUCCUUUUGCAAAUAAAGUGGGCAAAAUAUAGUCUGGAUGUUUUACUGUUUGGUGAGUUGGCUAGUGCUGCUGAAAAACCGCCGCUCCAGGAAGGCCUUCUGAGUGAACAAGACACAGCUGCGCCGUUUGGACCGCAGAAGGAGCCGCCAGUGAGGCAGCAGAUCCACCGCAUGUUCCUCCUGAGAGUGAAGCUUAUGCAUUUUGUGAACAGCUUACACAACUACAUCAUGACCAGGAUUCUUCAUAGCACAGGGCUGGAGUUUCAACAUCAAGUUGAGGAAGCCAAGGAUUUAGAUCAGUUGAUUAAAAUUCACUAUAGAUAUCUGUCAACUAUCCACGAUCGAUGUCUGCUGAGAGAAAAGGUCAGCUUUGUGAAAGAAGCCAUCAUGAAGGUAUUGAACUUGGCUCUCAUGUUUGCAGAAGGUUGGCAGGCGGGCCUGGGGGCUUGGCAAAUGGAAUCUAUAGAGAAAAUGGAGUCUGAUUUUAAAAAUUGCCACAUGUUUCUUGUAACCAUUUUAAACAAAGCCGUCUGUAGAGGAUCUUUUCCCCAUUUGGAGUCUCUAGCCCUGUCCCUCAUGGCAGGCAUGGAGCAGAGUUAAAUACCUCCAGUGCAAUGAACCUCGGACUUCACCUUCACAACCUGUACAUUUCUACCACGUGCAGCUGAAAAGUGGGACUCUUCUUAUUUGGGUUCCUUUUAGAAAACUGCUGUCCACAGUGUGUUCACAUGGAUUGUAGGUGUUUUCUCUGGAGAUUGUUAGAUAAUGUAUAGAGUCAUGUACAUAAAAUUGUGUAAAUAGGGCCAGCAUUGUGGCUUAAUGAGUUAAACUGCCGCCUGCAAUGUCAGUAUCCCAGAUGGACACCAGUUCGAGUUCUGGGUGCUCCAUUUCCCAUCCAGCUCCCUGAUAAUGAUCCUGGGAAAGCAGAGGUAGAUGGCCCAAGUCCUUGAGCCUUGCCCCCAUGUGAGAGAUCUGGAUGAGACUCCUCGCUCCAGACCUCAGCCUGGCCCAGCCCCAGCUGUUGUGGCCAUUUUGGGAGUGAACCUACGGGUGGACGAUCUCUCUCCAUCUCUCCUUUCAGAUAAAUACAUGAAUAAAUCUUAAGGGGCUGGCAUUGUGGUAUAGCCAGUAAAGCCACCGCCUGAGAUGCUGGCAUCCCUUAUAGGCAUUAGUUCAUGUUCUUGCUGCUCCACUACUGAUUGAGCUCCCCACUAAUGCUCUUGAGAAAGCAGUGUAGGAUGGCCCAAGUCCUUGGGCCCCUGCGCCCACAUAGGAGACCACGAAGAUGCUCCUGGCUCCAGUCUGGCCCAGCCCCCUGGCUGUUGUGGCCAUUGGAGAGUGAACCUGUGGAUGAUCUUUCUCUCUGUAACUGUGCCUUUCAAAUAAAGUAAAUCUUUUUUAAAAACUGUGUAAAUAAUGUAUAUAUAUACAUAUAUAUAUAUAGGCUGUUUACUCUUGUAUUUCCUACUGUAAGCUGAAGUUUUAUGGUAUUGAUAUGCUUAAAUAUAAAUUAUAAUCUUUUGAACAUGUAAUUAUUGAUAUUAAAAGUAAGUUAAAGCACUUUAAAUUAUUUAAUUGUUCUUUCGCUUGGUCACAGAAGUUUUUUAUAGUUUCACAUGUCAUCGUACCUAACAAUUGUCUUAGAUUUGUCUGAUGAGGAAAAAUGUAUAUUUUUAUGUGCCUAGGAAGUUCAAAAAUGGAAAAUAGCUUCAAAUCAAUAUAAUAAGUGUAAAAAACCAACCUCACUUUGAGCCAACUGUUGAUACAUGUAAUUGUUUGGCAUUCCUGAGCAAUUCUUACGAGCUUACCAGUUACAUCUUAAAUAAAUUAUGCUUUUUAUUCAGUU
This is a messenger RNA of Lepus europaeus (European hare), 4329 nucleotides long. It is a transcript of the gene TUBGCP5, whose product is annotated as tubulin gamma complex component 5. Bases 3 to 3083 code for a protein of 1026 amino acids. Gene Ontology annotation, cellular component: spindle pole; gamma-tubulin complex; equatorial microtubule organizing center. The transcript has 23 exons. NCBI's taxonomy places the organism in Eukaryota, Metazoa, Chordata, Mammalia, Lagomorpha, Leporidae. Gene Ontology annotation, biological process: cytoplasmic microtubule organization; mitotic cell cycle; meiotic cell cycle. Gene Ontology annotation, molecular function: microtubule minus-end binding; gamma-tubulin binding. The record is from RefSeq and is a predicted model, not a curated record.